Molecule: messenger RNA, 1210 nt
Organism: Suricata suricatta (meerkat)
Lineage: Eukaryota; Metazoa; Chordata; Mammalia; Carnivora; Herpestidae
Gene: SRGN
Product: serglycin
Exons: 3
Coding region: 68-553 (161 amino acids)
Biological process (GO): secretory granule organization; negative regulation of bone mineralization
Cellular component (GO): secretory granule
Source: RefSeq, a predicted model, not a curated record
CACCCUGCUACAUUUCCUAACCGUGAAGUUGGUGCGCAGGCAGUGGGACUGAAGUAAGCUGGUCACGAUGCCACGGGUCCUCCAGGGCAGUACGUUUGUCCUGGCUCUUGCCUUUAUCCUGGUUUUUGAUUCUUCGGUUCAAGGUUCUCCAGUGCGGAGGGCCAGGUACCAGUGGGUACGCUGCAAUCCUGACAGUAAUUCUGCAAACUGCCUUGAUGAAAAAGGACCAAUUUUCAACCUACUUCCAAAGGAAACCAACAGAAUUCUCCCUCCUAGGACUGACUAUUCUUCAUUGUCAGGAUCCGAGAACUUGAAUGAUGUCUUCCCUUUAUCUGAGGACUAUUUUGGAUCUGGCUCUGGCUCCGGCGCUGGCUCUGGCUCAGGGUCCGGAAGUGGCUCUGGCAGUGGCUUCCUCACUGAAAUUGAACAGGAAUACCAACCAGUAGAUGAAAACAAUGCUUUUUAUUACAACUUUAGGCCUCUCAGGAGAAAUCUGCCUUCAGACAACCAGGACUUGGGCCAAGAUGGACCAGAAGAGGAUUUCAUUAUGUAAAAGAGAGGGUUUCCCAUCUUGGUGCCAGGCAAUGCAUUCAGUAUGUUUUAUGUACCAGAGUAAAAUGAUCAAUUCUGGAAUAAAAAAGUAUUAUAGAAAUUUAAAAACAUCUGAAUUAAAAGCUUAGGUUUUAUCACCUUUUUUUCUCCAUGAAUUCUUCAAGCUUCCGUCAUCUAUCCUGUUGGCCUGGGAAGUACCUGCAUCCCCUCUGUAUUAUAUUCAACCCCCAUCACUGUAAAGUUACCUAGGCUGCCUACGUCUAGAAAAUUAAAGGAUAAACUAACCUGUUUUUAAAAAAUUCAGUCUGAGAAGCAAAUUGACAGGUAAUAGUUCACACUCUUCAGGAACCUGACACUGAUUGUGAAUUAUAGAUAUGCCUCUUUUCUUAUGAAAAAUCCAGAUGAAACACUGGGUGAAUUUAUAGGGUGGGUGAUUGCCAAGUCCCCUUGAAGUAUACUGUUCCCAUGUUACCACCGGGUGUGCUGGGGGAGCUGGAGGGCGGUGUUUGCGGAGACGUAUGGCUGCUGUUACAGUUAGAAACUUAAGGUCCAAACUAAAGCACACUGUGCUCCAAUACUACGUGCUGCUUUCCUUUUUUUCCUGGAUAUCUGUGUAUUUUCAAAUGUGACUCUAUUAAAGCAGAACUAGAGUCAAUGA